AUGUUCCGCCAUGAUGGCACCAAGACCCCUAGCUUAGACGACUACGACGAUGUCCGCAUCUUGGGCUACGACCCGUUGGUCUCACCGGCGCUUUUGCAGCAGGAGGUCCCAGCCACGGCGCAGAGCUUGAGAACCGUGGUAAAGGGCAGAAAGGAGGCUUGCAACAUUGUCUCCUUGAAAGACGACCGUUGUUUGGUCGUGGUGGGCCCAUGCUCCAUCCAUGACUUGGACCUUGCGCUUGAAUACGCCGGCAGAUUAAAGAAGUUGGCAGUUGAGUUGGAACAGGACCUUGUCAUCGUGAUGAGAGCGUACCUCGAGAAGCCAAGAACCACCGUUGGCUGGAAGGGGUUGAUCAACGAUCCGGAUGUGGAUGACUCCUUCAACAUUAACAAGGGGUUGAAGUUGUCCAGAAGAUUGUUUGUCGAGUUGACCGACGCCGGGGUGCCUAUCGCCUCUGAGAUGUUGGACACCAUUUCUCCGCAGUACCUCGCGGACUUGUUGUCCUUCGGCGCCAUUGGUGCCAGAACCACCGAGUCGCAGUUGCACCGUGAGUUGGCCUCCGGUCUUUCUUUCCCGAUCGGGUUCAAGAACGGUACCGACGGCUCGCUUGACGUUGCCUUGGACGCGGUCCAGGCUGCCUCGUCCGGCCACCACUUCAUGGGUGUCACCAAGCACGGUGUCGCUGCCAUCACUACGACCAAGGGGAACGACUCCUGUUUCGUCAUCUUGAGAGGUGGCAAGAAGGGCACCAACUACGACGCUGAGUCUGUCGCUGCCGCCAAGGCCAAGUUGCCAGAAAAUGGGGUCUUGAUGGUGGACUGUUCCCACGGUAACUCCAACAAGGACUACCGCAACCAGCCAAAGGUCUGUUCUGCCGUCGCACAGCAGAUCGCCGCUGGUGAAGAUAAAGUCAUCGGUCUCAUGAUCGAGUCCAACAUCAACGAGGGUAACCAGAAAGUGCCAGCCGAGGGCAAAAAAGGUUUGAAGUACGGUGUCUCCAUCACCGAUGCCUGUGUCUCCUGGGAAGAUACCGUUGUCAUGUUGCAAGAGUUGGCCCAGGCCGUCAGAACCAGAAGAGCCUUGAAGAACCAGGCCUAA
Messenger RNA from Babjeviella inositovora NRRL Y-12698, 1098 nucleotides. It is a transcript of the gene ARO4, whose product is annotated as 3-deoxy-7-phosphoheptulonate synthase. The record is from RefSeq and is a predicted model, not a curated record. The transcript has a single exon. Gene Ontology annotation, biological process: aromatic amino acid biosynthetic process. Gene Ontology annotation, cellular component: cytoplasm. NCBI's taxonomy places the organism in Eukaryota, Fungi, Ascomycota, Pichiomycetes, Serinales. The coding region runs from base 1 to 1098 and encodes 365 amino acids. Gene Ontology annotation, molecular function: 3-deoxy-7-phosphoheptulonate synthase activity.